AUGGCUUAUCUGUCAAACAGCUUCGACUUCGAACACAUGCAAAACUCUACCAACUGGGAGGCCGUCCACAAGAAACGGUCUUUCGUCGCCCGAAAAAUGCACAAAAUCAACAAGACUAUCAAACCGAUACUGAGAGCGUUGUGCCGCCGGAACGCCGUGACCCCGGCCGCCCAACAAGUCGGUUCGGCUCUGGACCCGCGGGGCUUAUCACCCGAAGAGCUGGAGAACCUUCAGAACGAGUACAUCGAGCGCAAGCUAUCACAGGCGGUCGUGUACGACGAGGACGACUAUUACUCGGACACGGUCAGCAUCGAGUCCGGAUUGGGCAUGUCUUUCGAGGAACUCCGACCGGCCGACCGCAGGCAGCUCGUAUCUUUGUUGCCCGAGGCCGGGUACUACAUGUCCCGCGAUUUCUGGUUCGAAUCGGACAUCCGCACCGCCGGCCGACCAUCAUUCACCAGCCAACAGACGCCCCAGAGACAGCAGCCCUGCAGGUACUAA
Messenger RNA from Macrosiphum euphorbiae (potato aphid), 501 nucleotides. The record is from the annotation of a GenBank genome assembly. NCBI's taxonomy places the organism in Eukaryota, Metazoa, Arthropoda, Insecta, Hemiptera, Aphididae.